GCAUUCGAAUUAAUUUUAAAAGAAACCUCUGGAACCUUCUAUAACACCUGCUUUUUAUUUAUUUUUCUGUAUAUAUAAUUUAUAUAGGUGAGAAAGGCAGCCCGCUAAAAUAGUCGAGAAAAUUUUCAAGGCAGAACCACUCCUGCUACAUCAAUUCGUUUUAUAAUUGGCUCUAUACAAAUGUCCAGCAACGGAACUUGUUACUAUUCCGUGCUAGGGUUACGUAAACAAGCUUCUGCUAUCGAAAUCCGUGCCGCUUACAGGAAGCUUGCUCUGAAAUGGCAUCCAGAUAGAUGGAUGAAAGACCCCUUGGUUGCUGGAGAAGCGAAAUGCCGAUUUCAGCAAAUACAAGAGGCUUAUGCAGUUUUAUCAGAUGAAGGAAAGAGAAGAAUUUAUGAUGCCGGAUUGUUGAGUCUUGUCGCUGACGAUGAGGAUGAAGGGUUUUGUGAUUUCAUACAAGAAAUGGCUUUGAUGAUGGAAAGUGUGAAUCCACAGGGAUGCAGCUUGGAGGAUCUUCAAGGAUUAUUAAUGGAGAUGAUGGAAGAGAAUGAAAGAACAAAAUUUGAAUAUGAAUGGUAUAUUUGUCAAACAGCAAGGAAAAAGUGUCGUGUCAACUGAAUUUUGAUGCUUAAAUCUUAAUUCCUGUGGCAAUAUUAAAUCUAAAUUAAUGUCAAUGCUAAGAGAAAUUGGAAAAUAAAUUUGUGCAGAACCAUGGACUUCCAAAUAAUUUGAUAGUCACAAAUUAAUGGCUUCUUAUGUUAAUAUAUAUGUUCAUUAAAGCUUAUACUCUUAAAAACUAUUUCAAAAUUAUUACAUCA
Mangifera indica (mango) is the source of this 818-nucleotide messenger RNA. RefSeq names its product chaperone protein DnaJ-like. The coding region runs from base 181 to 618 and encodes 145 amino acids. The transcript has 5 exons. Lineage: Eukaryota; Viridiplantae; Streptophyta; Magnoliopsida; Sapindales; Anacardiaceae. The record is from RefSeq and is a predicted model, not a curated record.